Molecule: messenger RNA, 4197 nt
Organism: Odontomachus brunneus
Lineage: Eukaryota; Metazoa; Arthropoda; Insecta; Hymenoptera; Formicidae
Gene: LeuRS
Product: leucine--tRNA ligase, cytoplasmic
Exons: 16
Coding region: 296-3841 (1181 amino acids)
Biological process (GO): leucyl-tRNA aminoacylation
Molecular function (GO): leucine-tRNA ligase activity; ATP binding; aminoacyl-tRNA deacylase activity
Source: RefSeq, a predicted model, not a curated record
UUCUAUUGAAAUUGACCAAUCAUAUUUAUGGUUGGCAAGAUUAACCAAUCACGGUUGACAUUUAUUCGACAGAUAAAGUUAACCGGAAGUGAAGAAAUUGGGCGUAAGCUGUUUUUCUAUACUGAAUAUAUACUGCAUCAUGAAGAAUGCAUUGCAUUAUAAAGUUAACGUGUAAUCGGUUAUGAUUGGCUACUGCGAGGAGUGAAUGCAGCUCGUAUCAUCCACGUGUUCCGCAACGUGCGAUCCGUGCCGUAUGUGAUAGUUAAUUCCACUGUCCGCAUUAAAUAUUAUCAAAAUGACUACAGAAAGAAAAGGAACUUUUAAAGUUGAAUAUCUUCAACAAAUUGAGAGAGAAGUACAAGCAAAAUGGGAAAACGCGAAGGUAUACGAAGAGAAUGCACCUUUACAAGAUAAGAAGUUACCGGAUGAGAAGUUUCUCGCAACUUUUCCAUAUCCUUACAUGAAUGGACGUCUCCAUCUAGGUCACACCUUCUCAUUGUCAAAAUGUGAGUUUGCAAUUCGGUAUAAUCGCCUCCUCGGAAAAAGUGUACUUUUUCCUUUUGGCUUUCAUUGUACUGGUAUGCCUAUUAAGGCAUGUGCUGAUAAGCUGAAAAGAGAAAUAGAACUAUAUGGCUAUCCACCACAAUUUCCUGAGGAAUUGGAGACGAAAGAAGAACAAGUGGAUGAUAUAGUACCAAAAGAUAAAAGCAAGGGAAAAAAGAGUAAAGCAGUUGCCAAAGCAGGCUCAGCCAAAUAUCAGUGGCAAAUUAUGCAAUCUCUUGGCUUAAAAGAUGAGGAAAUCAAGAAUUUCACAGAUGCUACCUACUGGUUGGAUUACUUUCCACCACUCGCUGUGCAAGACUUAAAAUCUAUUGGACUACAUGUGGAUUGGCGAAGGACCUUUAUUACAACAGAUGCAAAUCCAUUUUACGACUCUUUUGUACGCUGGCAGUUUAAUCAUUUAAAAUCUAGGAACAAAGUUAAAUAUGGAAAGAGAUACACCAUUUAUUCACCGAAAGACGGGCAACCUUGUAUGGAUCACGAUAGAUCCUCUGGCGAAGGCAUCGGGCCGCAAGAGUACACGUUAAUCAAGAUGAAAGUGCAGGAACCUUAUCCCCAGCAACUCAAAAAGCUUUGCGGUAAACAAGUCUAUCUUGUAGCUGCAACUUUGAGGCCCGAGACAAUGUAUGGUCAAACAAAUUGUUGGGUGCAUCCAGACAUGAAUUACAUAGCAUAUGCCUUAGCAUCUGGGGAUGUAUAUAUUUCUACGGAACGUGCGGCGAGGAAUAUGUCUUAUCAAGAUUUCUUUAAAGAGGAAGGAAAGAUAGAUAUUCUCCUGAAGUUUACGGGCAAAGAUAUAUUGGGACUACCGUUGAAAGCUCCUCUCACUUUUAACAAGAUGAUCUACGCAUUGCCGAUGUUGACGAUAAAAGAAGACAAAGGUACCGGUAUCGUGACUUCUGUCCCUAGUGACUCGCCCGAUGAUUAUGCUGCAUUAGUGGAUCUGAAAAAGAAAGAAGCAUUUAGACAGAAGUACGGAAUCGCCGACGAGAUGGUGUUGCCGUAUGACCCAAUUCCAAUCAUCGAUGUUCCGGAACUCGGAAAUUUGGUGGCAGUAACGUUGUACGAUCAGUUAAAGAUUCAAUCUCAAAAUGACAAAAUUAAACUCAUGGAAGCAAAGGAGAUAGCAUACAUGAAAGGAUUUUACGACGGCGUACUAUUAGUAGGUCCAUAUAAGGGCAAGAAGAUACAGGAUAUCAAGAAAUUAAUUCAAAAGACGAUAAUUGAUAAUGGCGAAGCAGUGAUCUAUUAUGAACCAGAGAAGAUAAUCAUUUCGAGGUCGAAUGACGAAUGUAUAGUGGCUCUGUGCAAUCAGUGGUAUUUGGAUUACGGCGAAGAGAACUGGAAGAAACAGACACUGGAGGCUUUGAAGAACCUGGACACCUUUCACGAUGAAGUUAGAAAGAAUUUCGUCGUUUGUCUCGAUUGGCUUCACGAACACGCAUGUUCUAGAACAUAUGGACUUGGUACCAAAUUACCGUGGGAUGAGAAUUGGUUGAUAGAAUCUCUGUCCGAUUCCACGAUAUACAUGGCUUACUACACAAUAGCGCAUUUCUUGCAAGGGGGAACAUUCAAGGGAAACAAGCCUAACACAUAUGGAAUAAAAGCCAGCGAUAUGACUCCGGAAGUAUGGGAUUAUAUCUUCUUCAAAGAUGCUAAACUGCCUAAGAGUAAUAUAAAGAAAGCGGCAUUAGAUCAUAUGAGACGCGAGUUUCAGUACUGGUAUCCGGUAGAUUUGAGAGUAUCGGGAAAAGAUCUUGUGCAAAAUCAUCUUACUUAUUUCCUCUACAACCAUACAGCAAUGUGGCCGAAUCAACCUGAAUUGUGGCCGCAAGGGAUUAGAGCGAAUGGUCAUUUACUCUUGAAUUCAGCGAAGAUGUCCAAAUCAGAAGGUAACUUUUUAACGCUCGCAGAGGCUGUGGAAAAAUUCUCGGCCGACGGAAUGCGUCUUUGUCUAGCUGAUUCCGGCGAUUCCGUGGAGGAUGCUAAUUUCGUUGAGAGUACAGCCGAUGCAGGAAUUCUCAGAUUAUACACUUUCAUAGAAUGGAUUAAAGAGGUGUUAGCUAUGAAAGAUUCUUUCAGGCAUGGAGAACCGUGCACUUUUAAUGACAAAGUGUUUGAAAGCGAAAUGAAUUUGAAAAUUCGAGAGACCGGAGAAAAUUAUUCACGGAUGCUUUACAAGGAGGCACUCAGGACAGGAUUUUUCGAAUUUCAAGCGGCUAGGGAUAAAUAUUUGCAAUUGAGCGCGUUGGACGGUAUCAAUCGAACACUUAUUAUGAAGUACAUAGAACUUCAAGUCAUUAUCUUAUCUCCUAUUUGUCCGCAUGUUUGCGAGUACAUAUGGGGGCUUGUUGGUAAAAACGGGAGCAUAUUAGAUGCAAGAUGGCCUACAGUAGGAGACAUAAACGAGAUUCUUAUUAAAUCGUCGCAAUAUCUUAUGAGCGCAGCUCAUACAUUUAGAAUUCUUCUAAAGAAUUAUGUGACACCGAAGAAGCCUUCAAAGGGAAAGAGCGAUGCUUCGGCCGUAGAGAAACCCACGCAAGGAAUUAUUUGGGUAGCCAAGACUUAUCCACUUUGGCAAAGUAUCGUUCUCACGACUAUGAGGGAGAUGUAUGUUAAAAACGGGAAUAAAUUACCUGACAAUAAAGCACUCGUCACGGAGUUUGGAGGCAAGGGCGAGUUGAAAAAGUACAUGAAAAAGAUAAUGCCGUUCGCGCAAGUUGUGAAGGAAAAAGUAGAAACCGUCGGUCUCAGCGCGCUGAACUUGACGCUCGAUUUUAACGAGUUUGAUGUGCUCGAGAGCAACAAAGAUUAUCUCAAAAAUACAUUAGAUCUUCAUGAGAUUAUCAUCAAGUAUACGGAUGAAGCCCCGGAGAAGACGAAGGAAGAAUGUUGCCCAGGCGCUCCGUACAUGAGUUUCUCUAAGAAAACUGCAGUUCCAGUGCAUAUUAUUAAUCCACAAAGUAACUGCGGUUUAUUUGAAUUGUCUAUAAAUGUCUCACAAGCUGAUACGGCCUCAGAUGUCGUGUCUCGUAUUGCGAAACAUUAUAAACAUAUAAAAGAUCCCGCUUUGAUCGCAUUGUAUCGAUACGAGGAUCCAGUUCUGGGAGCAAGAAUGAAACCAAUGAUAAGGGAUAUUUUCAAAGGAAAAAUUGAGAUUCCAACGGAUUCUGUAUUUAAUAUAAACGCGGAAACGGGGGAUAUUGAAAUCAGUGUUAUGGGCAACGUAUACCCGAUAGGCGAGAAAUUAGUGUACAUCGAUAAAUCUCUGGAAAAGUAGAUGCAUUUAAUCUCGCCGGGAAAAUUUAGAUUAUAUUAUACUGAUAUGUAAGUACAUAAUAAAUUAUUUAUAAAAUGGUGUGUGAGAAAAGUACGUCAACGAGACAGUAUUAAACGCAAAAUAAAUAUGCGUUUAUAAAAAGAAAUAGGAAAGCGUUUUAUUACUCUUAGAUUGACUGCAAUGUAUUUAUGUAACAGCAAUAUAUUGCAAAUGAGAAGAAAAAGUAUGUUAUAAAGAGUCUUUGUAUUUAAUAUUUAAUUUAUAUUAACAUCUUUUUGUAUACACUCGACAGAGAUAAUGUUUUUACAUUUGGAAACUGUUUUCUGAACACCAAUAAAAAAAUAUUAAAAUCUCUA